AGCUCCCGCAUAUAUAGAGAGAUCGUCAAUUGCCGUCUUAACGGGAAAAAGGUUGCAAUUAAGCUGCUAAAAAGACACAAUUCAACAGGAUAUAUGAAGAACAAGUGAAAGGUUAGGUGGUUCAGUCAGAAUGGAUUCUUCUUGCAACUGCAUAGAGCCACAAUGGCCCCCGGAUGAUCUGUUGAUGAAAUAUCAAUAUAUUUCCGACUUCUUCAUUGCACUUGCUUAUUUUUCGAUUCCUUUAGAGCUUAUAUAUUUUGUCAAGAAAUCUGCCGUGUUUCCAUAUAGAUGGGUGAUUGUGCAGUUUGGUGCCUUUAUAGUACUUUGCGGAACAACGCAUCUCAUUAACUUGUGGACUUUUACAUUGCAUACAAGAACUGUGGCAAUGGUGAUGAUGACUGCAAAGGUUUUUACUGCCGUGGUAUCAUGUGUAACUGCCUUGAUGCUGGUUCAUAUUAUUCCUGAUUUAUUGAGUGUUAAAACUAGAGAAUUAUUUCUGAAGAAUAAGGCCGCGGAGCUUGAUAGAGAAAUGGGUCUGAUUCGUACGCAAGAGGAAACAGGUCGACAUGUUAGGAUGCUCACUCAUGAGAUCAGAAGCACUUUGGAUAGACAUACGAUACUGAAAACCACUUUAGUUGAAUUGGGUCGAACAUUGGCACUAGAAGAAUGUGCCCUGUGGAUGCCGACACGAACUGGGCUAGAGCUCCAACUUUCGUAUACUCUUCGUCAACAAAAUCCGGUUGGGUACACUGUACCAAUCCAUCUUCCUGUGAUCAAUCAAGUAUUUAGUAGCAGUCAUGCGGUGAAAAUAUCUCCUAAUUGUCCGGUGGCAAGAAUACGCCCUGCUGGGAAGUACAUGCCUGGGGAGGUGGUUGCAGCUCGUGUCCCGCUCCUGCAUCUCUCUAACUUUCAUAUUAACGAUUGGCCGGAACUUUCAACAAAAAGAUAUGCUUUGAUGGUUUUGAUGCUGCCUUCAGAUAGUGCAAGGCAAUGGCAUGUCCACGAGCUGGAGCUUGUUGAAGUAGUUGCUGAUCAGGUGGCUGUGGCUCUUUCGCAUGCUGCAAUUUUAGAGGAGUCAAUGAGGGCUAGGGAUCUUCUUAUGGAGCAGAAUGUUGCUCUUGAUCUGGCCAGAAGAGAAGCAGAGAUGGCAAUCCGUGCUCGAAAUGAUUUUUUGGCUGUUUUGAAUCAUGAGAUGAGAACCCCAAUGCAUGCAAUUAUCGCUCUAUCUUCUUUGUUGCAAGAAACUGAGUUAACACCCGAACAACGUCUGAUGGUUGAAACCAUUCUUAAGAGUAGUAACCUUCUUUCUACUCUAAUAAAUGAUGUGUUGGAUCUUUCGAGGCUUGAAGAUGGCAGCCUUCAACUAGACCUUGGAACUUUUAACCUUUAUGUUGUAUUCAGAGAGGUUCUUAACUUGAUCAAGCCCAUUGCGUCGGUUAAAAAGCUUCAUGUUUCAUUAAACCUGGCUCCUGACUUACCCGAAUAUGCCAUCGGUGAUGAGAUGCGCCUGAUGCAAACGAUUCUAAAUGUUGUCGGUAAUGCUGUGAAGUUUUCAAAGGAUGGCAGUAUUACAAUCACGGCUUUUGUUGCAAAAGCAGAAUUACUGAGUGAUUCUCGAAACCCUGAAUUUUUCCCUGUGCCUAGCGAUAAUCACUUUUAUUUGCGUGUACAGGUGAAAGAUUCAGGCAUUGGGAUUAGCCCACAAGAUCUUCCCAAGUUAUUUACCAAAUUUGCUCAAAAUCAAUCAACAGCAACACAAAAUUCUGGUGGCAGUGGAUUAGGCCUUGCAAUUUGCAAGAGGUUUGUAAAUCUCAUGGAGGGACAUAUUUGGAUCGAGAGUGAAGGUCUUGGUAAGGGAUCUACUGCUAUCUUCAUGGUAAAACUCGGUAUCCCAGAACGGUUGAAUGAAUCCAAACUUGCCUUCAUGCCUAAAGUACCACCAAAUCACGGUCCAACAGCUUUUCCUGGGCUUAAAGUUCUGGUUAUGGAUGAGAACGGAGUUAGCCGGAAGGUGACCAAGGGGCUUCUUGUGCAUCUUGGCUGUGAUGUAACGAUGGUGAGCUCGAGUGAGGAGUGUUUGCGUGUGGUUUCUAACGAGCACAAGGUUGUUUUCAUGGACUUUUGUACUCCCGGUAUGGAUGGUUAUGAAAUCGCGAUCCGCAUGCACGAGAAGUUCACAAAACGCCACGAGAGGCCGAUAAUAGUAGCGCUCACUGGAAACACGGACAAGGUGACGAAGGAGAGCUGCAUGAGGGUUGGUAUGGAUGGUGUUAUAUUGAAACCAGUUUCACUUGAUAAAAUGAGGAGUGUUUUAUCGGAUCUUCUGGAGCACCGAGUUCUUUUCGAGGCAAUAUAAACGGAGACGAGAGUUUCGGUUGACGGACCGAUGAUGGCGAAAUCGGAGGCCAUGGAAGAAUUUCUCUUGGGUGGCGUACAUAGCAGGCAAAAGCAGAGCAUUUGAAAGGGAAAUUUUUUUGUGGGGUUUCUUGUGCAAGCAUGCAAUGCAAAGGGGAUUU
Molecule: messenger RNA, 2516 nt
Organism: Hibiscus syriacus
Lineage: Eukaryota; Viridiplantae; Streptophyta; Magnoliopsida; Malvales; Malvaceae
Product: ethylene receptor
Exons: 7
Coding region: 131-2356 (741 amino acids)
Biological process (GO): response to ethylene; phosphorylation; phosphorelay signal transduction system
Cellular component (GO): endoplasmic reticulum membrane; endoplasmic reticulum
Molecular function (GO): ethylene binding; ethylene receptor activity; phosphorelay sensor kinase activity
Source: RefSeq, a predicted model, not a curated record